GCCACAGACAAGACCCUCAUGGCUAGCCUCACACACAAGCAGAACCGGCAAGGGAUAGCAUCUCUCAAAGCAUGUCUGGACUCAAUGUUUCCCUCGGGUACUUUCUGGCUGUUACAGCGUUUGGAGCCUCAGUUAGAGCCCUGUUCAGUAGAUGGCCCCGCCUGAAUUUUGUUCUGGAGUUCGCUUCCUCAUUUAUGCUUGUAGCAUGCUGGCUUGAAGUGCAAACCAUCGUAGACAUUGGUCAGUGGGCAGGAGGACUUGGCCCAGAUGUGACUCUGACCAUACUGUUUGUGAUGCUGCUGACCCAUGGUAUUGUCUGUGGUGGUGCCACUGGGAAUCCCUCUCUGGUUCUGAUGAGGUUCCUGCUGCUGGAGAGCUCCACCCUGCCCACCGUUCUGGCUGUGGCGGCCCAUUUCCUGGGUGCACACUUGGGCCUGCGGGUGGCUGUCUACUACUGGAAUCUGGAACUCACCGACAUGCACAUGAUCAAAAACCUGAUGUCAAGGGAGUGCAGUCCGGCGCUGAAGGUCUCCCUGCUUCAGGGAGUCUUCACCGAGGGAGUGUCUGCACUCAUCUUUUACAUCAUCUACCUGUUCCUGAAUCGCAGGUCUGCAUUUCUCCGGGUUCCUGUUGUUGCUCUCACGCUCACAUUCCUUUUCCACGUGGCUAGUGAAUAUACCUCAGCCUUCCUGAACCCUUCCCUGGCCUACGGACUUACCUUCUCCUGUCCUGGGUUCACUUUCAUGGAGUAUUCUGUUGUCUACUGGUUAGGACCCAUUUUAGGAAUGGCCCUGGGCCUGGUAUUGUAUAUGGGCCACAUCCCCAGGAUCUUUGCCAGGAACUUGUUUUAUUCCCAGAAGACACGUUACAGAGUGCCAAAGGGGGACCAAGGAGAGAAAAAGAAAAAGUGAAAGCAUACACAUGUACAGUAUUUGCAUUUUAUUUAGCUGUGUAUCAGGAACAAUAAAAAA
This is a messenger RNA of Osmerus eperlanus (European smelt), 971 nucleotides long. It is a transcript of the gene aqp12, whose product is annotated as aquaporin 12. The transcript is spliced from 3 exons. The record is from RefSeq and is a predicted model, not a curated record. Gene Ontology annotation, cellular component: cytoplasm. The coding region runs from base 72 to 911 and encodes 279 amino acids. Lineage: Eukaryota; Metazoa; Chordata; Actinopteri; Osmeriformes; Osmeridae. Gene Ontology annotation, molecular function: channel activity.